CCAUUCUCUAGUUGAGGCUUCUAUUAAAAGUGGUGCAGAUCGUUUGUGGCUCAUGGAUGAAGAUUCCUCCUGCUCAGUCGGGGGUUCAGGUAGCUUCUUGGCUCUGUCUCAACCUUAUCAGAACAUUUCGACGGUUUCUGGUCCUUGCUCCUUUGCAGCAGGAUCUUCCGGAAAUGUUCUGACCAAGACCAAAGCUAAAAGUAGGAAGAGGCCGUCAAAGUACAUCAGAAAGGAGAAGCCUCUGCUGCAAAGCCCUCAGUUAAAUUUAGUUGAAGUUGGUGGUGGUGCUCUAAAAGGUUUCAAAGAGAAAAGAAAAGCAGAUGUUGUGGGUUCAAGCACUGUGAAGUUGUCAAAGCUUAACCCUCAAGAGGAAUUGCGUAAAAAACUAUUCCCUGAGAUGUUGUUCUUGAUGGAGACUAUGCACAAAAGAGAUGUUCUUGUUGAUCUUCAAGUGGUGAUGGGUUAUGAUCAGGUUUAUACUGUGGAUCCAAUAGGCAAAUGUGGCGGUUUGGCCUUGUUCUGGAAGAGUAGUGUGACAGUGGAUUUCAAGUUUGUAGAUAAGAAUUUGUUGGAUGCUCAGGUACAGUUUGGAGCUUCCAAUUUCUUUGUUUCUUGCGUUUAUGGAGACCCGGAUAAGUCUAAAAGAGUUGCUGUUUGGGAAAGGUUAUCAAGGAUUGGGGUUGGAAGAAGAGAUAGAUGGUGUAUGUUUGGUGAUUUUAAUGACUUAUUGCAUAAUGGAGAAAAGAAUGGAGGGCCAAGAAGGAGUGAUGGUUGUUUCAAGCCCUUCACUGAUAUGAUAAAUGCUUGUGGUAUGUCAGAAUUACCAAGUCAUGGAAACAUGUACACUUGGGCUGGAAGGAGAGGUGUGCAUUGGGUUCAAUGUCGUCUGGACAGAUUCUUUGGGAAUAAAGAAUGGUUCAACUGUUUUCCUGUAUCUAAUCAAUCUUUCUUGGAUUUAAGAGGGUCUGACCACAGACCGGUCUUGUUAAAGCUUGUGAAUUCUCAGGAUUCUUACAGGGGACAAUUCCGUUUUGACAAGAGAUUUCUGCACAAAGAAGAGGUUAAUGAGGCUAUUAGAUUGUCGUGGAAUCCUGGCAGACCAGGGACUAAUCUUUCUGUUGCAGCUAGGCUCAGAUCUUGUAGAAAAGCGCUCAGUUCUUGGAAGAAAAACAACUCCAUGAACUCCAAUGAUAAAAUUAAGCAGUUGGAGAUGGCCCUAGAGAAAGAACAGUCUGAAGUUUGGCCUUGUGUUCAGGCUAUUUUGGAUCCUGUGGAGGUUUCUGGGGCUGUCUCUGCGCAUCGGUCAAGUGCUCCUUUGGAUGUUUCAGUCUCUCAGCAGCAGCAGCAGCAACAGCAGACAGAGUCAGAAGAACAACCUUCUGCUGCUAAGAUACCAAAACAUGUCUUUGACCAGAUUCAAUCUCACUCUGCAACUUCUACUGCCCUUCCUCUCUUUGCCCCUGAGCCUACUUCUUCUAAACUCUCCUCUUUGUCUCCUGAUUCUUCUUCCAGGUUCCCCAAGAUGGGGAGCUUCUUUAGCUGGGCACAGUGGCAAGAACUUGAACUACAAGCACUGAUUUACAGGUACAUGUUGGCUGGUGCUGCUGUUCCUCAAGAGCUCCUUUUACCAAUCAAGAAAAGUCUUCUCCAUCUAUCUCCUUCCUACUUUCUUCACCAUCCUCUUCAACACCUCCCUCAUUACCAACCUGCUUGGUAUUUGGGGAGGGCAGCGAUGGAUCCUGAGCCAGGGAGAUGCAGGAGAACGGAUGGUAAGAAGUGGAGAUGUUCAAGAGACGUCUUCGCUGGCCACAAGUAUUGCGAGCGCCACAUGCACCGUGGCCGCAACCGUUCAAGAAAGCCUGUGGAAACUCCAACCACCGUCAAUGCAACUGCCACGUCCAUGGCUACAUCAGCAGCUGCCACAGCCACCACAACAACAACAACAUCAUCUACGUUUGCUUUUGGUGGUGGUGGUAGUGGUAGUGGUGAGGAAGUUGUGGGUCAAGGAGGAUCUUUCUUCUUCUCUGGCUCUUCCAACUCUUCUUCAUCUGAACUUCUCCACCUUAGUCAAAGUUGUUCGGAGAUGAAGCAAGAAAGCAACAACAUGAACAACAAGAGGCCAUACGAGUCCCACAAUGGAUUCAGCAACAACAGAUCAGAUGGAGGACAUAUCCUGAGGCCCUUCUUUGACGACUGGCCUCGUUCUUCGCUGCAAGAAGCUGACAAUAGUUCAAGCCCCAUGAGCUCAGCCACUUGUCUCUCCAUCUCCAUGCCCGGAAACUCUUCCUCAGAUGUCUCUCUGAAGCUGUCCACAGGUAAUGAAGAGGAAGCUCGGAGCAACAACAACGGGAGAGAUCAGCAAAACAUGAGCUGGUGGAGCGGUGGAGGGUCCAACCACCAUCAUCACCACAUGGGCGGACCAUUGGCCGAAGCCCUGAGAUCUUCUUCCUCGUCUUCCCCAACCAGUGUUCUCCAUCAGCUCGGUGUCUCGACUCAAGCCUUUCAUUGACCAGUGUAAAACCAACACAACAACGCUGUUUUUACUGUUUGUCUUGGGUUUUUAUUCAAAUUUCGUGUAUAAAGAGGGGAGGGUUUU
Molecule: messenger RNA, 2596 nt
Organism: Arabidopsis arenosa
Lineage: Eukaryota; Viridiplantae; Streptophyta; Magnoliopsida; Brassicales; Brassicaceae
Source: the annotation of a GenBank genome assembly